Molecule: messenger RNA, 3840 nt
Organism: Striga hermonthica
Lineage: Eukaryota; Viridiplantae; Streptophyta; Magnoliopsida; Lamiales; Orobanchaceae
Source: the annotation of a GenBank genome assembly
AUGUCAACAAACAACGAUGAUGAGGCAUCCACAUCUGUAGGUCAUGCCAGCAAUGCAAGCGAUGACUCGAAAAAGGAGGAGACUAAUGCGGUGCCCUUCUAUAAGCUGUUUGCCUUUGCUGAUUCCAAAGACAAAAUUUUGAUGAUUGUUGGCACCAUUGGUGGCAUCGGCAACGGCUUGUCCCUUCCUCUUAUGACUAUACUUUUUGGAGAAUUGAUUGAUUCCUUCGGUGAGAAUCAACGAGUAGGUGUUGUUGAAGUUGUUUCAAGGGUAGCACUCAAGUUUGUGUAUUUGGCAAUUGGAUGUGGUGUUGCAGCAUUCCUUCAGGUGGCUUGCUGGAUGAUCACUGGAGAAAGGCAGGCUGCACGGAUUAGAAGCCUCUAUUUGAAAACAAUUUUACGACAAGAUGUCACCUUCUUUGAUAUGGAAACAAACACUGGAGAAGUCGUUGGAAGAAUGUCUGGUGACACUGUACUAAUUCAAGAUGCCAUGGGCGAGAAGGUUGGGAAAUUUAUACAGCUUGUAGCAACAUUCCUUGGAGGCUUUGUGAUUGCAUUUAUUAAAGGGUGGCUUCUUACCCUUGUCAUGUUAACAUCCAUUCCUUUGCUUGUGAUAUCCGGUGGAAUAGCAGCCAUCGUCUUAUCCAAGAUGGCAUCCCAGGGACAAAAUGCAUAUGCUAAGGCUGCAAUUGUGGUGGAGCAGACAAUUGGCUCCAUUAGAACUGUUGCUUCAUUCACUGGGGAAACGAAAGCAGUAGCUGACUACGAAAGAUCCCUUGUGAAGGCUUACAAAUCAGGAGUACAUGAAGGGUGGGCCAGUGGAUUCGGUUUUGGAUCCGUUAUGUUCAUUAUAUUCGGCAGCUAUGCUUUGGCUAUUUGGUUUGGUGCAAAGAUGAUCUUGGAGAGGGGUUAUACGGGUGGUGAGGUGCUCAAUGUGAUUAUUGCUGUGCUAACUGGUUCCAUGUCUUUGGGGCAGGCUUCUCCAUGCAUGACGGCAUUUGCAGCAGGCCAAGCUGCAGCGUACAAGAUGUUUGAAACCAUAAGUAGGAAGCCCGAGAUAGACGCGUAUGAUACCAGGGGGAAAGUACAACAUGACAUACGUGGGGACAUAGAACUAAGAGACGUGCACUUCAGCUACCCAGCUCGACCAGACGAGCAAAUAUUCAGAGGCUUCUCUCUGUUCAUCCCAAGUGGCACGACGGCUGCUCUGGUGGGACAGAGUGGGAGCGGGAAAUCGACUGUCAUAAGUCUGAUUGAGAGAUUCUAUGAUCCACAAGCAGGUGAAGUGUUUAUCGAUGAGACCAAUCUCAAAGAGUUUCAGCUCAAGUGGAUUAGGUCGAAAAUCGGUCUCGUCAGCCAAGAACCUGUUCUUUUCACAACCAGCAUUAAGGAUAACAUUGCUUAUGGGAAGGAAGAUGCCAGUGAUGAAGAAAUUAGAGUGGCAGCUGAACUAGCCAAUGCUUCAAAGUUUAUUGACAAACUGCCCCAGGGACUAGAUACAAAGGUUGGUGAACAUGGAACUCAGCUUUCUGGCGGGCAGAAACAGAGAAUAGCCAUCGCGAGAGCCAUCCUAAAAGACCCGAGAAUUUUACUUUUAGACGAGGCAACGAGCGCACUGGAUGCAGAAUCCGAGAGGGUCGUGCAAGAGGCUUUAGACAGGAUUAUGUUAAACAGAACAACUGUCAUUGUUGCUCAUCGUCUGAGCACAGUUAGGAAUGCCAACAUGAUUGCAGUCAUCCAUCAAGGUAAGAUGGUGGAGAAAGGCACGCACUCCGAACUGCUUCAGGAUCCUGAGGGAGCGUAUUCUCAGCUCAUACGCUUACAAGAUGUAAACAAAAACUCGGAGCAUUCUGAAAAUGAAAGGGAAAGAUCUGAAUCGUCCAUGGACUAUGGCCGACAGUCUAGUCAAAGAAUGUCUUCAUUGAAGCGCUCCCUCAGCAGAGGAUCCUCCAUAGGACGUAGCAGCAGCAGCCGCCGCCAUUCAAUUUCGGUGUCAUUUGGUCUGCCGACAUCACUUAACAACAUGGCUGACCCCCACUUGGAAGAAGGCGAUGAAUACGAAACAUUUGAGGAAAAGCCUCCACCUGUCCCUAUACGCCGUCUCGCUGCCCUAAAUAAGCCUGAGAUACCCGUACUGAUUUUGGGAACUUUGUCUGCCAUUAUUAAUGGCGCGAUAAUGCCUAUUUUUGGAAUACUGAUUUCAAGCGUGAUCAAAAUAUUCUUUGACACGCCGCAUGUGCUACGCAGGGAUUCUAAGUUUUGGGCUUUAAUGUUUCUGGUUCUCGGGGUUGCAUCGUUUAUCGCGUAUCCGGCGAGGACCUAUCUAUUUGGGGUGGCCGGGAAUAAGUUGAUAAAGAGAAUUAGGUUGAUGUGUUUCAAGAAGGUGGUGAACAUGGAAGUUGGAUGGUUUGAUGAGGCGCAGCACUCGAGCGGAGUGAUUGGGGCCAGGCUGUCUGCCGAUGCUGCCAGCGUGCGUGCUCUCGUGGGGGACUCGCUUGCGCAAAUGGUUCAAGAUUUAUCGUCCGCAACUGUUGGGCUGGCAAUCGCUUUUGAAGCCAGUUGGCAGCUGGCGCUCAUCAUUCUUGCAAUGGUACCCCUGAUAGGAGCGAGUGGGUUCGUGCAGGUCAAGUUCAUGAAGGGUUUCAGUGCGGAUGCAAAGACAAUGUAUGAGGAGGCGAGUCAGAUCGCGAAUGAUGCAGUUGGGAGCAUAAGGACAGUGGCUUCCUUCUGUGCGGAGGAGAAGGUGAUGGAAAUGUACAAAAACAAGUGUGAGGGGCCGUUGAAGAAUGGGGUCAGGCAAGGAUUGGUUAGUGGAGUGGGUUUUGGCAUUUCUUUCGCCUUGCUUUUUCUUGUCUAUGCCACUAGCUUUUAUGCAGGAGCUCGACUUGUAGAAGAUGGAAAGAUCACAUUUGAUGAUGUGUUCCGGGUUUUCUUUGCUCUGACAAUGGCAGCAGUCGCAAUUUCUCAGUCGAGUUCAUUGGCCCCUGAUUCAACCAAAGCUAAGAGUGCUGCUGCUUCUAUAUUUGCGAUCCUGGAUAGGAAAUCAAAGAUUGAUCCCAGUGACGAGUCGGGGAUGACGCUAGAGAACAUGAAGGGUGAAAUCGAGCUGAGGCACGUGAGUUUCAAGUAUCCAACGCGGCCUGAUGUUCAGAUAUUUAGGGACCUGAGCUUGACAAUACGCAGCGGCAAGACGGUGGCAUUGGUUGGGGAGAGCGGCAGCGGAAAAUCAACUGUAAUACAACUGCUGCAAAGAUUCUACGACCCGGACUCAGGCGAAAUAACGAUAGACGGGACGGAGAUACGGAGAUUCCAGUUGAAAUGGCUGAGGCAGCAGAUGGGUCUGGUGAGUCAGGAGCCGGUGUUGUUCAACGACACGAUCCGCGCAAACAUUGCCUACGGCAAGGACGGUGACACGAGCGAGGCGGAGAUUGUGGCUGCUGCGAAGCUGGCAAAUGCGCACCAGUUCAUAAGUGGGCUCGGCGGAGGCUACGAAACGGUGGUCGGGGAGAGGGGGGUGCAGCUGUCGGGGGGACAGAAGCAGCGGGUGGCCAUAGCGCGGGCCAUCGUGAAGGCCCCUAAGAUACUGCUUCUGGACGAGGCCACCAGCGCUCUGGACGCGGAGUCAGAGAGGAUAGUGCAGGACGCGCUAGACAACAUCAUGGUGCACCGCACCACCGUAGUGGUGGCCCACCGCCUCUCCACAAUCAAGGGGGCCGACCUCAUAGCGGUUGUCAAGAACGGGGCCAUUGUUGAGAAAGGGAAGCACACGCAGCUCAUCAAUAUCAAAGAUGGUUCCUAUGCUUCUCUCGUCGCACUUCACACCUCCGCUUCUUCCUCCUAA